AUGCGGGGCGUGGCGGCGCAACUCCUGGCGGCCCGCUACGGCGCCCCUGGCCGGGCGCGCAGGUAUGGCCAGACCGCCAAGGGGAGCGCGGGGAAGUCGACGCUGCUUUCUGUGAUUUCAGUGGCAGGCUGGGUAGUCAGCCUGAGCAGCGAUAGCGAUGCAAUGAGCUCGCCGCCGCAGGUGUCCAUGAAGGGCUCGUCGAGCAUGGCCGAGACGCCCGCGAGGGGCGCUGCCGCGCCGCCGGGGUGCCGGGAGCCGCCCUGCGGCGGCCCGCGGGGCGUGCCGCUGACGCCCGCGCUGGCGCCCCAGCGACCAGAGGCGCCCCUGGCGCCCGCGCGCGACGAGGCGCGCCCCGCGCCGCCGCCGCCGCCGUGCGCGCUGCAGUGUCGCGCGCGCGCGUGCCGCAAAGAGGUGCCGCCCGGGGAACCGACGCUGCAGUCGACGGCGAAGUUCGGAGUCAGGGCAGGGCGCGAGAGGUCGGGAGGCGGUGUGCAGUUCGGCGAGCGAGACUGGGCAGAGCACGAGCCGUCGCGGAAGCGGGCGCCGUUCUUUUUCUGCAAUGCCAGCAAGGGCGCCUUCGAGGGCGCCCUCGGCGACGCCGCCGACCCGCUCGGCCCGGCGGUCGAGAUGCCGUGGAUGAUCCCCCCGGCCGUCGACGGGGACAGCGACAUGAUGGCGCCGGGGCCGCUGGAACUGCCCCCGGACGACCUCGAGGUUGUCGACCUCGGCGGUUGCGACACUCCGGAGCCCGCAGACGACGCGGACGUCCUGCCGGCGCUGGACCUCGACGAGGCUUCAGCAGGCGCGGGCAGCGCCGCGGUCGUGCUCGCCGACCCCGCUGGGGCCCUGCUGGCGGACGCCGGGGCCGUCGGCAAGAAGCGGCGCGGUCGGGGCUAUUUCCUGAUAGACGAGCAGACUGAGAUCUCCAAGGAGACCUACCAGGGCUACGUCAAUGACAGGUCCGUGAUCACCAGGAAGUCGAUGUACGACUACACCGUUUACCUGCCGCACAACUCCCCCAACUUGCCGAACUUCACGACGACCUUCACGGAGAUGUGCCAGCCGCUCUGCGAGGGCCUGAUGUGGGGAACGGAAGUCGCCGAGAAGCGGCGGAAGCUGAUGCAGGCCUCGGAAGCGGCGGAGACCGGCGGGGUCAGCGCCGGCGACCUCGCCGAGCAGUGCGCCGCCGCGGCGGACCUCGCCGCCAGCGUGCUCGCCACGCACGCGGCGAGCUCCGCCGCCCCGGCGCCGGCGGAGCCCCUGGAGGACGCGGCCGGGGAGGCGCCCCCGAAGGCGCCGCAGGCGCCUUCGGCGGCGGACGCCAUAGCUGCCUUCAUGGCGGACGCCCCCGCGGAGGCGGCCGCGCCGCCGUCGCGCAAGUCCGACAAGCCGCCGGUGCUCACCCCGCUGCUGAUCGCGGGGGGCCCUGCGACGCCCAGAGGGCUGGUCGACGGCGCGGCGCCGGCGAGCAGGCCGCUGCUCGACGGCGCUCCCGCGACCCCCGCGCUGACCGAGAGGCAGCUCGUCAUCAACGCCCCGGCCUCCAUGGGCGCAGUAGUCACUGGCGGCAUGGACGAGGAGGACCAGUCGGGAAACGCCGCCGCGCGCGUGGGGUACAGCGGGCGCACGGAGAAGAUGCACAGGUUCUUGGCCCGGGAGUUCAGCGAGGCGCAGUCGCCCGCUUUGUCCUACGAGGCGAUGUGCAAGGUUCAGGGCGCGGGGCGCAGGGAAUUGAUUGCCGGCUGCUUCUUCGAGCUGCUGGUGCUGAAGACAAACGGCGUUAUCGGCCUGUCGCAGGACGCCCCGAAGGGUGACAUCCGGAUCUCCAAGGCGAAGCAGUGGACCCGGUAA
Prorocentrum cordatum is the source of this 1851-nucleotide messenger RNA. Lineage: Eukaryota; Dinophyceae; Prorocentrales; Prorocentraceae. The record is from the annotation of a GenBank genome assembly.